GCCGUCUCUCGUUUGUGUUAGUGUUAAUAGUGUAUUAAGAUUACUCUGCUUCUCUGGCUGUGUGUCGUCUCUUGGUUUCCGAAUCAAUGCGAUCCCAUUCUUUUGCUUUCUAAACAAAGUUUUCGAAUACUUAACCCCAACACAGGAUGAGUGAUGAGAGGAACAACCAAAUACGGAGGAGACUCUGUGAUUACUGUGAUCAAUCCACAGCUCUUUUAUACUGCAGAGCUGACUCCGCCAGGCUCUGUUUCUCAUGCGACAGGGAAGUUCACUCUGCUAACCAACUAUUUACCAAGCACUCUCGCUCACAGCUCUGUGACGCCUGCGACCACUCACCUGCUUCCGUCUUCUGCGAAACCGAGCAGUCUGUUUUCUGCUCCAACUGUGAUUGGGAAAACCACAAGUUACCCUCCUCCUCCUUGCACAAUAGGAGGCCUAUAGAAGUCUUCACCGGGUGCCCUUCCGUGAGUGAGCUGCUGAGCUUUAUUGGGAUCGAGGGUUUGGGUGAUAAACCUCCCUUUUCGAGUGAAGUCAAACUUGGCUGUGGAGAUGGUGCUGAAGAUUGUGAUGGGUUGUUGGAAUUGUCUAAUUGGGGAUCUCCUGUGAUUUCUGGCUUUGAUGGGUUGAUUCUUUCCAGUGAUUUUGAUCAUGGGUUUAAGCCUACGGAUGUCCCUCCUCUACCAAAGAAUCGUAAUUCAUCUUGUGGAAAACAUAAGGAAGAGAUAUUUCAUCAGCUACAUGAACUGGCAAAGUCAGAACCCAAUCCAAGCUUUGAAAAGGCUAACGUUGAAGCCACUAUUGGAUUCCAGUCACUGAUACCAGAUGCUGAUAAUUUUCAGCUGGGAAGUGUGCAAAUGAGUUGCAGAAAUGAUGAUCCUAUUUCAUUUCCUGCCGAUAAGUCAAGUCCACUACAGUGCUUCAAAGAUAACAAUGUAGAGCUGGCCAACCAAGCAUUUCUACCUCUUUCACAGUUAAGAAGCCAUACAGAGGAAAAUGCUGUGGUUCCAAAUAAACACGUCGAUUCUAGCAGGAACGUCAAUGUGAAUAUCGACCAACGGCAACAUCAAAUUGCUGCAGGAACCACAUUAGCACCUCCAGUGGUUGCUGUCCACGAGUUAAAUAGCCAGGAGAGAGAGACUGCAAUCUCACGCUACAAGGAGAAAAAGAAAACAAGGAGAUAUGACAAGCAAAUAAGGUAUGAAUCAAGAAAGGCUCGAGCCGAAAGCAGGACAAGAAUCAGAGGGCGUUUUGCAAAGGUGCAGCGUUGAAAACCAUACUGUUAAACUUGGGUCAUUUCUUGUUACUAGAGAAUGUUUUCCCCUUUGUAUUCCUUCUUCCUUAGAAGCUGAAGCUUUAGGGUACAUCAGGUUCCUCACUUGUAAAAUAUGAAUUUUGCAAAUAGUGCCAGUGUUAAGCUUUUAUAACCUGUUAUAUUGAAUUGUAAAACCUAUAUAUAGUACUUAGAAGUUAAUAUAUUGUUUAUUUCUUUGUA
Messenger RNA from Hibiscus syriacus, 1492 nucleotides. RefSeq names its product zinc finger protein CONSTANS-LIKE 13-like. Gene Ontology annotation, molecular function: zinc ion binding; protein binding. NCBI's taxonomy places the organism in Eukaryota, Viridiplantae, Streptophyta, Magnoliopsida, Malvales, Malvaceae. The transcript is spliced from 4 exons. Bases 147 to 1268 code for a protein of 373 amino acids. The record is from RefSeq and is a predicted model, not a curated record.